Ectocarpus siliculosus is the source of this 639-nucleotide messenger RNA. Lineage: Eukaryota; Phaeophyceae; Ectocarpales; Ectocarpaceae. The record is from the annotation of a GenBank genome assembly.
AUGCCCGGGAGAGCGACAGUGUUCAUCGAGGUGCAUGCCCCGGCGCACUUCUUGGUGGACCUUCGGGAGACUCGGGAGGAGGCGAAGACAAGGAAGAAGAAUAAUCAAAGAACCGCAAACGGCGGCGGCGGUGGCGGUGGCGGUGGAUUCGGAAGCGAUGGCGGGGGGGCUGUUCGGCUAAAGGAUUUCCUGAAGACCUUGGAGCAGGGCGACGAGAUGCUCAUCAAGAUCGAGAGGACCAGGCAGAGCCUCGUUGCCUCGACGGCGUUACCCUUGUCGUCGUCGCCGGCCACGGCGGCACCAGGGGCGUCAAACUUCCCGUCAGCGAGACUCGACGAGCGGCUGUGCAGGCCUUACCUGUGGCUGGGGAGGAUAAGCGUGCCCGAGUGGCUUCGGUUCCUUAACACGGAGUACGUGGAGGUUAUCUUCAGAGGUCUCCUGGCGACCAAGACUUCUGUGCAUAAGACGCAGUUACAGCAGAGGCCGUACGAAUCACGCAAGGCCGAGGAGAUGCUGCUCGACGUCUGCCAACGGUGGUGCACCAGCUGGUGGAAGCGCGGCUUGUUCCUCAAGGUUAAGAGCUGUGCUGUAGGGGGAAACGACGGCUUUGAAAGACGCGUGCUCUUGUCGUCGUCAUAA